Molecule: messenger RNA, 558 nt
Organism: Dictyostelium discoideum AX4
Lineage: Eukaryota; Evosea; Eumycetozoa; Dictyosteliales; Dictyosteliaceae
Exons: 3
Coding region: 1-558 (185 amino acids)
Source: RefSeq, a predicted model, not a curated record
AUGUUCAAAACUCUUUCAAAAUCUAUUGGUUUUUUAGUUGCAAUUAUUGCCUUAGUUAAAGGUGAUACUUACACAUGUAGUCAAAUGCAAUCAUUGGCCGAAGGUUAUUUCAGAGGUCCAACUCUAACCACUAUGCUUUGUAUUUCAUAUUAUGAAUCAACAUAUAAUACUCAAGCCAUUAACCCAACAUCAAAAGCUGCAGGUUUAUUCCAAAUUCUCCCAGAACAUUGUGGUGAAUUAUGUAAAACUUGUACAACUCCAAGUGAUUUAUUAAAUCCAACUAUUAAUACUGAAUGUGCUAAAUCAAUUUUAAAUUCUCAAGGUUUCAAAGCAUGGACAACUUAUGCAUCAGGAGAUUGUAAAAAUUGGAAUAAAUGUGUUGCACCAAGUGCUUCAACACAUGCAGCAUCAACUCAUGGCUCAACAGGACCAUCAACUCAUGGCUCAACAACUCAUGGCUCAACAACUUCAACUACAUAUACAUCAGGUGCAUCAAGUGGUUUGUUUGAUUUCAAAGCAAACAAUGGUGGUGGACAAGAUAUGGUCAAAUAUUUUUAA